Pangasianodon hypophthalmus (striped catfish) is the source of this 2810-nucleotide messenger RNA. RefSeq names its product protein tweety homolog 2-like. Lineage: Eukaryota; Metazoa; Chordata; Actinopteri; Siluriformes; Pangasiidae. Gene Ontology annotation, molecular function: intracellularly calcium-gated chloride channel activity; volume-sensitive chloride channel activity. Gene Ontology annotation, cellular component: plasma membrane. The record is from RefSeq and is a predicted model, not a curated record.
UACGUCUCUCACACGGACCUGGCAACCCUGCUCGGGAGCGCGCCUGCACGUCUGGUGAACGCGCACUCGUGCUCUGUGGACGCGCCCGGCAGCGCUGCUGGUGUUGUGAGCGAGCGCACGCCUCAUGUUUAUGUGUUUUUCCUCCGUUUUCCGACAUCUGGAUUAUUUUAUUAUCAAAAAUAAACGGAAUGCGGAUUUUCACGCGUGUGUCCACGCCGAGGAUUUCACACUGCUGGAGUAACGUGUGUGUUUAAUGCGCCUAGAGGAGCGUGCUGAGAGCUUUUGUUCGCUGGUGAAGCUCUUGCACACACACACACACACACACACACACACACACACACACUCACUCACACACACACACACAGUCAUCAUGUCAUCCUCUGAACUGGACUACAUCCCUCCUUGGUGGAUUUAUUGGCUUCACCAGUUUCCUCACAUUGAUCUGAGACUCCAGCAAAUCAACAACACCUUCAACCCUCAGGAGGAAAACUACCAGCAGUCGCUGCUCUUCCUGGUGUGUGUGUCCUCGGCUGCGUUGGGUGUGAAUCUCCUCGCGCUUGCUCUCUAUCUGAGUUUCCUGUGCUGCUGUCGGAGGAACAGCGAGGCUGAUGAUGAGGAAGAGACGAAGAAGCCAAGCUCACACUGUGUCACCUGGACGGCCGUCACCGCUGGACUUCUCAGCUGUGUCGCAGUUGGGGUGGGUUUCUAUGGUAACAGUGAGACCAAUGAUGGAGUGUAUCAGCUGACCUACUCCCUGUACAACACCAAUCACACACUGGUGGGAGCAGAAAACCUGGUUUCGUCUACGUUGGGCGGGAUUCAGAGCGGAAUGAAGGAACACUUGUCCCGAUUGGACGAGAUAUUCGCCACGCGAGGCGACUUUGUGAAGUCGCUGAAGUUCACACAGCAGAUGGCGGAGAACCUUAUGAAACAGCUGUUGGGCCUGCCGGACUGGGAACAGGCCAAAGUGGACCUGACACACAUCGCGGACCGCACUGCAGCCGCCGAGUACUACAGGUGGCUGACCUAUCUGCUGAUUCUGAUAGUUGAUCUGCUGGUCUGUCUGUUGGCGUGUCUCGGUCUGGCCAAGAAAUCACGCUGCCUUCUGACAACGAUGAUGGUGUUUAGCAUGCUAAUUCUGAUAGUGAGCUGGGCGUCUCUGGGAGUCGAUAUAGCAAACGGCUGUGGUGUCAGUGAUUUCUGUGUGUCUCCAGACAAGUUCAUCAUGAACCAGACUAAAGAUUCGUUCAGCUCAGAUAUUGUUCAUUAUUAUCUGUACUGCAGUCAGACGCUUCCUAAUCCGUUCCAGCAGUCUCUGACAGUCGUCCAGAGAUCUCUGACCGCCAUGCAGAUUCAGGUUCAGGGGUUAUUACAGUUCGCCGUGCCGCUGUUCCCUACGGCUGAGAGUGAUCUCCUGGGUCUUAAGCUCAUGCUGAACAAUUCUGAGGCGCAGCUACAUCAGAUCACUGCGCUACUCGACUGCAGAGGAAUCAAUAAGGAUUACCUGGACGCUCUGAUGGGUGUGUGUUAUGACGGUGUAGAGGGGUUGCUGUAUCUCAGUCUUUUCUCUCUGCUGUCCGUUACUGCCUUCUGCACCAUGAUGUGUGUGAUUCCCCGAGCCUGGAGACAAAUCAACAACCGAGAAAGGGAUUAUGGGGAUUUUGAGGACUCGGACCCUUUCAGCUCUCGAGCUCAGGCUGAGAAUUUGCACACUUUUUACAGCUACAGCAGCAGCCAGAACAGCCUUCACUCACCACCGGCUCCGCCCACCUCCAACAUGACUCAGUCGUCAGUGUUCGGUGGAAACACCCGCUUUGAGGACGCACCGCUAAUAAACCGAGGCUCUCCUCCUCCCUCAGUGAGUCAUAUUCUCCCCACUAUGCGAGCCAACUACCUCUCGAUGACAGAAGAUCAGAUGAGACACUUUGGCGACGAUUUUAGGGCCUGAACUUCAUCAUUAUCCACAGACACACACACACACAGAUCUGUGUGUAGUGUGAAUGUGUGUGGUGUAGGGUGUGUGUGUGUGUGUGUCUUUAUAAUCUUGGUGAGGACCAAAUGUCCCCACAAGAAUAGGAAUAUCUGACAGUUUUCACCUCGUGGGGACGUUUUUUGCGGCUCCUAACAUGGAAACUUUUUUUUCCAAAAAAAAUGCAUCUUUUAUUUAAAAAAAACUAAAAGGAAAAAAACUAAAACAAGAAUUUUCAUUUUGGUUACAGAAGUUAAAUGUUAGGGUUAGAUUUAGAUUUAGCAUCAUGUUAAUGAGCUGCAUUAAUAAUUAUAUCAGUGGAAAGUCCUCACAAGGACUGUGUCUGUGUGAGUGUGUGUGUGAGAGUGUGUGAGAGAGUGUGUGAGAAGUGUGUGUGAGUGAGAGCGUGUGUGUGUGAGUGAGCGUUUGUGAGUGAGCGUUUGUGAGUGAGCGUGUGUGUGUGUGUGAGAGGUGUGUGAGAGUGUGUGAGAGUGUGUGAGAGUGUGUGAGAGAGUGUGUGAGAGAGUGUGUGAGAGAGUGUGUGAGAGGAUGUGUGAGAGAGUGUGUGUGUGAGUGUGUGUGUGAGAGUGUGUGAGAGUGUGUGAGAGUGUGUGAGAGUGUGUGAGAGUGUGUGUGAGAGUGUGUGUGAGAGUGUGUGUGAGAGUGUGUGUGAGAGUGUGUGUGAGAGUGUGUGAGAGUGUGUGUGUGUGAGAGAGAGAGUGCGAGUGUGAGUGUGUGUGUGUGUGAGAGAGAGAGUGUGAGAGAGUGUGAGAGCGUGUGAGAGCGUGUGAGAGCGUGUGAGAGCGUGUGAGAGCGUGUGUGUGUGUGUGUGUGUGUGUGU